AAAAAAAAAAAAAAAAAGGCCACAAAAACCGAAAAUUCCAUCAGGAGAAAAGAAGCAUUUCUCACAUUUCUCCCCAAACAAAAACAACAAUGGCGAUGACACUGAUGAGAUCAAGCAUUCGUCAAAAACUCUCCUCCCAAAUCCACCUCUCCAAAUCUCUAAUCCCAAACUCCCAUCUCCCAUUCUCUUCCAAGGUCUCAGAUCGCAUAGUGAAGCUCGCAGCGCUGGACCCAGAUGGGAAAAAGCACGAGGUGGUGGGUCUAACCGGUCAGACUCUUCUCAAAGCCUUAACCAACACUGGUCUCAUCGAUCCUGCCUCUCACAGGCUCGAAGAAAUCGACGCUUGUUCAGCUGAGUGUGAAGUCAAUAUCGCUCAAAAAUGGCUCGACAUGCUCCCACCUCGCACCUACGAUGAGGAGUAUAUCUUGAAGAGAAGCUCGCGUGCACGUGUUAUGAACACGCAUUCUCGUCUUGCUUGUCAGGUUGUUCUCACUCCUGAGCUUCAAGGUAUGAUUGUGGCUGUCCCUGAACCAAAGCCUUGGGAUAUUCCUUAAGGGGAAAAAGGUUGAAACUCAGAUUUGGUUCUUGCUGUUUUCCGUUUUUCAAUUCAAUAAUUUGGAACAAAUGACUAAGACUUUGGAAUUUCCAUCUGGGUUUUUUGUAUUUUUGGUUAAAGAUCUGUCAUUUCAAGAAUUAUGCGAAAUUGGGUAUUCCAAGUUUGAUUA
This is a messenger RNA of Quercus robur (English oak), 725 nucleotides long. RefSeq lists its product as uncharacterized. Gene Ontology annotation, biological process: P450-containing electron transport chain. Lineage: Eukaryota; Viridiplantae; Streptophyta; Magnoliopsida; Fagales; Fagaceae. Gene Ontology annotation, molecular function: 2 iron, 2 sulfur cluster binding. The record is from RefSeq and is a predicted model, not a curated record. The transcript has a single exon. The coding region runs from base 90 to 554 and encodes 154 amino acids. Gene Ontology annotation, cellular component: mitochondrion.